This is a messenger RNA of Caenorhabditis sp. 36 PRJEB53466, 2368 nucleotides long. The record is from the annotation of a GenBank genome assembly. NCBI's taxonomy places the organism in Eukaryota, Metazoa, Nematoda, Chromadorea, Rhabditida, Rhabditidae.
AUGGAAAAUCUCAUUCCAGUCGUCAACAAACUUCAAGACGUUUUCGCCACUCUCGGACGCAAAGAGGAUCAGAUUCAGCUGCCACAGAUCGUCGUCGUCGGAUCGCAGAGUGCCGGAAAGUCGUCAGUUAUCGAAAACCUCGUCGGCCGCGAUUUCCUGCCACGUGGAACCGGUAUCGUCACCAGAAGGCCUCUGAUCCUCCAGCUGAACCAUGUGGCACCGGACGACGAGACGAAACGACGGCGGUCGAACGGAACACUACUCACAGACGACUGGGCAAUGUUCGAGCACACCGGAUCGAAAGUGUUCACAGAUUUCGACCUGGUUCGGAAGGAAAUCGAAGACGAGACGGACCGAGUGACAGGCGUGAACAAGGGCAUCUCGCUGCUGCCGAUCAGUCUGAAAAUAUACUCGCAUCGUGUCGUUUCCCUCUCGCUCGUCGAUCUUCCCGGAAUCACAAAGAUCCCGGUCGGAGACCAGCCGGCGAACAUCGAAGAACAGAUAAGAGACAUGAUCCUCCUGUACAUCUCCAACCCCUCCUCGAUUAUUCUCGCAGUCACCCCCGCUAACCAGGACUUUGCCACCUCCGAACCAAUAAAACUGGCGAGAGAAGUGGACUUUGGCGGCCAGCGAACACUCGCAGUGCUCACGAAACUGGACCUGAUGGAUCAGGGCACCGAUGCGAUGGACGUUUUGAUGGGAAAAGUGAUUCCCGUCAAGCUGGGCAUCAUCGGAGUCGUCAACCGAUCGCAACAGGCUAUUCUGGACAACAAGGCGAUCACGGAUGCAGUGAAGGACGAGCAGAGCUACCUUCAGAAGAAGUAUCCGACAUUGGCGAGCAGAAAUGGUACUCAUUACUUGGCGAAGCGGUUGAACAUGGUAAAAAAUGUUUGGAUUCUAACCUAAUUCCUUUUUUUCAGCUCCUUAUGCACCACAUCCGCAACUGUCUUCCAGCGCUCAAAGCCCGUGUCUCAAUAAUGAAUGCACAGUGCCAAUCGGAUCUUGUCGCCUUCGGAGAGCCCGUCGAGGACAAGAACCGAACUCUCCUGCAGAUCAUCACUCGAUUCGCCACCGCCUACACCUCGACCAUCGAAGGAACCUCACGCAACAUCGAAACGACCGAAUUGUGCGGAGGAGCACGCAUCUGCUACAUCUUCCACGACACGUUCGGAAAGUCGCUGGAAUUGGUGAACCCGCUGGAAAAUCUCACUCAAUUGGACAUUUUGACUGCGAUAAGAAACGCGACCGGCCCUCGCCCCGCCCUUUUCGUUCCGGAAGUCUCUUUUGAGUUACUCGUCAAACGACAGAUCCAAAGACUCGAAGAACCGUCGUUGAGAUGUGUGGAACUCGUGCACGAGGAGAUGCAGAGAAUGGUGCAGCAUUGCGGAUUCACGACCCAACAGGAGAUGAUCCGAUUCCCGCGGCUUUACGAUAAAAUCAACGAGGUGGUCAGCGGGGUGCUGAAGGAGAGAUUGAAGCCGACGAACGAGUUGGUCGAGAACCUGGUGGCCAUCGAACUCGCCUACAUCAACACGAAACAUCCAGAAUUCACAGAGGCCAAUCUGGUGACUCUUCUCAAGGAGGAGCUCUCUUUAGACGACCGGCAUGCUCGCACGAGGCACCGAAAUGCUUCGACUGGCGAACGGGCGGUCAGUGCGCACGGAGAACAGGUAUAAACCUUGUUGUGCUCGAAUAAAGCUGAAUCUUCUUCAGUUACAGCAAAUUGCCCCGGCACAAGGUGUGAACGGAGUGGACCUGAAUUCAGUGCUCCAACAGCAACAACAACAGAAUCAGAGAGCCUCUAAUGGAUUCCUGGGACUGUUUGGGAAUGCGACGAGCAACAACAAGGCUUCUCCGCAAGAGAGUAGGACUUAGAAUAGGCUUCUGCCCCUGCAAUUCGUAAAAGUUUCAGAGCAAUCCGCGAAUUUCCUGCCGGAAGUGCCGGAGACUCAAUUGGGAAGGAAGCUGACGAGCCGCGAGCAGAGGGACGUCGCCAUCAUCGAACGUCUCAUUCGGAACUAUUUCAUUAUCGUCCGCAAAAACAUUCAGGACAGUGUGCCGAAAGCUAUUAUGGCUCUGCUCGUCAACUUUGUCAGAGUACGCAUUUCAUUUUGAUAGUUUGAAUGUAAAUUCUGAUAAUUUCCAGGAUAAUCUGCAAUCGGAACUUGUUCGUCAGUUGUACAAACCGGAUGAGAUGGACGAUUUGCUAGCCGAGACCGAAGACAUGGCACAGAGACGGAGGGAUACUCUCGAGACCAUGAAGGUAUUUAUAAAAUAUUUAAAGUUUCAGCUAAGUUUGUGGUAUUUUCAGGCUCUCCAACAAGCCAGCGUCAUAAUCAGUGAAGUGCGCGAGACCCAAGUCUGGUGA